This is a messenger RNA of Lingula anatina, 5922 nucleotides long. RefSeq names its product G protein-coupled receptor kinase 5. Gene Ontology annotation, cellular component: cytoplasm. The record is from RefSeq and is a predicted model, not a curated record. Gene Ontology annotation, molecular function: ATP binding; G protein-coupled receptor kinase activity. NCBI's taxonomy places the organism in Eukaryota, Metazoa, Brachiopoda, Lingulata, Lingulida, Lingulidae. Gene Ontology annotation, biological process: regulation of signal transduction; signal transduction; protein phosphorylation.
AUGAUUUGUGGUGGAGGCAAGAGGAAAGGCAGAAGCAAAAAGUGGAAACAGAUCUUGAAAUUCCCACAUAUCACUCAAUGUUUAAAUAUCUUAGACCAAAGCAGUAUAACUUACAAGUAUUUAAUUGAGCAACAGCCCCUAGGGUGGUUACUGUUCAGACAGUUUUGUGAUACAAAGUCAGAUCUGAAAAUAGCCAUAGGUUUCCUAGAUGCUGUGAUUGCAUUUGAAGUAGCACCAGAUGAAAAAAGGAAGGAGGUAGCACAGGAAGUGUUUGAAAAAUACCUCAAGCCUACGUCUCCAGAAUACAUUAGUCAAAUUAAUAGUAACCUCAGCAGUUCUUGUGAGCAGAAUAUCUCGGAGGGAGACAUCACAAGAGAGCAGUUCACUCCAUGUGUAGAUGUAAUAAAGGAAUGGUUAAGUAAAGAGCCCUUCACAGAGUUUUUAGACAGCAUGUAUUUUAAGAGAUAUCUACAGUGGAAAUGGUUAGAAAGUCAACCAGUCACUAAAAAUACCUUCAGAAUGUAUAGAGUCUUAGGCAAGGGAGGUUUUGGGGAGGUCUGUGCUUGUCAAGUUCGUGCAACUGGGAAGAUGUAUGCAUGUAAGAAGUUAGAAAAGAAGAGGAUCAAAAAGAGAAAAGGAGAGGCAAUGGCGCUAAAUGAAAAGCAAAUUUUGCAAAAAGUAAACUCAAGAUUUGUAGUUAGUUUAGCCUAUGCAUUUGAAACAAAAGAUGCCCUGUGCUUGGUGCUAACUAUAAUGAAUGGUGGGGACCUCAAGUUUCACAUUCACCAUAUGGGAAAUCCAGGAUUUGAAGAAGAACGAGUCAUCUUUUAUGCAGCCGAGAUAGCCUGCGGGCUCUCAGACCUGCAUGCAGAAAGGAUAGUGUACAGGGACUUGAAACCAGAAAAUAUCUUAUUAGAUGAUUUUGGGCACUUAAGGAUAUCAGAUUUGGGUCUAGCCGUGGAAAUCCCAGAAGGAGAAACCAUCCGGGGCAGAGUGGGCACUGUGGGAUAUAUGGCCCCAGAAGUCAUCAAAAAUGAGCGCUAUACAUUCAGUCCUGACUGGUGGGGACUUGGGUGCAUAAUUUAUGAGAUGAUUGAAGGACAAGCCCCCUUUAGAGCUAGGAAGGAAAAGGUAAAAAGAGACGAAGUAGAUAGGCGAGUGAAAGAAGACACUGAGUCAUACUCUGAGAAGUUUUCUGAAGAUGCAAGAUCUAUAUGCAUGCAGCUUUUACAAAAAGAUCCCAAGGAGAGAUUGGCUUGUGGUGCUAAAGAUGUGAGGUCUCACCCCUUUUUUAAAAAUAUCAAUUUCAAACGUUUAGAAGCAGGAAUAUUAGAACCACCAUUUGUACCAGAUCCCAGAGCCGUGUAUGCUAAAGAUGUGUUAGACAUAGAGCAGUUUUCCACAGUGAAAGGGGUCAACCUCGACACGACAGAUGAUGCUUUCUACACUAGAUUUAGUUCAGGGUCCGUUUCCAUACCAUGGCAGAAUGAGAUGAUAGAGACUGAGUGUUACCAAGAGAUGAAUGUAUUUGGACAAGAUGGUGGUCCCUCUCCAGAUUUACUAGACGAUGUCCCCCCUCCUCCACCUCAGAGAGGAUUCUUUGACAGGUUAUUUAGGAGAAGACGGUGCCUACCUUGUGCAUCAGGCUCUAAAUGAAUUACAAGAGCUGUCAUGACAUCUGACACCCAAGUGCUGUUGUUUCUGAUCUCUAAACCUGUGACACACUGGCUAUAUGAAUGUGGUCCUGUGCUCAUCCAUUCCAUGCAUUGCCAGCAUGCUGCACUCGUGUACUCCUGAAGUCAUACCAGUAUAAACCCUGUCGAACCAACCAUGGAGCAUUAUAUUGCACAUCACUCAGGCACCCGCGUCUGUCUACUCCUAUCAUUUCAAACGGAGACUGUGUGACGUUGUGUUUAUAACUGUUAUUUAUUCCUUUAAAACUAUUGCACAAUCAGACCAGAAGGGCAUCUCUUCCCCCCCACUGAGUGAGGGUUAUUCUUAGGGGCAGAAGAGGCCACCAAAGAACAAGAACAAGAACAUCGGCUGUUCAACACUAGAUGUCACUGUGGAUCAAACGGUAUAAUACGCCAUUGGCAAAAAAAUGGUGGAGGAAGUGGAGGGCACACUGACGCCACUGGAGGAGGAUCUGAAGCUCUGAAACCAUGAAGUCAAAAGUAUUAUACAGUGGAACAAUUUCCAUGGCACAAUUUUUUUUUUAUCUGUAUCUGUGUGUGUUUAUUGAGGCAAGUUCCCAUGCCUAAUGGAUGUACCAUUUCAUUUCUAUUGUAUUGUUUCUCUAAUGAUCAAUGAUAGCACACUAGGUAUCAAGAUAGUGUAAAUGUGUUAACAUUUAUUAGGUUUGACUCUUGGUAGGUAAGGUAGGUAGAUGAAAAUUACUUGUAAUAACUAAAUUAUUCAUCUUGUCAAGAGACAUAAGUACAAUUUAUAUUAUGUGUGGUAUCUUCAUAAUUGAAUAUUUUGCUAUGAAUAAAAGGCCUUUGUAAAAUACUAAAUGUUAUUGUCAAAGACAGAGCAAGAUUUGGCAUCAUGGCAGUUAAACAGCUAUAAAAAUAAUUUAGGGUUUGUUAUUUAUUCAUUUCUGUUGAAACACAGAAAACUUUUCACAAGGCAACCUCAAAGAUUUGUGAAAAGUUUGUUUGAUCAGUAGCGCUGUUUUAUUUUUAUGUGCAGUCACAGUAGUAACUGGACAUAUAGCCAUCAUCGUCAUGUCUGCAUCACCUGAGAUGGAAAUCUCAAAGUCACCGUUUUGCCUAUAGCAAAUUUGAGUUUCCUUAGAGACAAAAAUGCAGUGUAUGGAUUAAAAAUGGUUCAAUUGGAAUUUUCUUUUUUCAGCUUGUGCAUCAACAUUGUCUCAGUAAUGUCUAAUAAACUACUAAUCCGUUUACUUCAAUUUUGCUGAAGUCACCUGUAGGAUUAAAAUGGAGAUCAUUGCCUUGAAUAGACCUGUGUUUUUUUGUUGUUUUUUUUUAACCUUAUCCCGCCACUUUUUGUAAUCAUUACCAUGUGUUUCCCUUUUGUUGCAAUGCUGCUAUGGGAUUAUAUUGAAAGUAGACAUUUUUAAUUUUUUACAACUUGUUGUAAUCAGUUAGAUCACAAUUGAGGUCAAUGCAGAGAGUAGCCCUGGUUCGUUCAUUCAUUUACUUUUUUAUUGCAUGCAUGAUUUCUAGCAUGUGUUAAACUGUAUUGCAAUUUUGCUUGUUGACUAUCUGGAAAAAUUGUUUUCUUUCAUACCUGCUGGAAGCAUUUGGGCUAAAAUACAGGUUAAGCUAAAUUAAGAGUUGGUUUCAUCAAAUAAAUAUUUUCGCCUUUUUAUAAAACUGUAUGUUUAGUUUGCAUUGUGGCCUAGUCCUUUGUCAAUUCUGAGUAUUUUCUGAAAUGUGCUAUUACCUAAUGACUUGAUUCUUAUGCUGGGCUGUACAUAUGCCAGCUUUUGCUGGCUAAUAUUCAUAUGGAUUGACUUUUGAGAACUUGAUCAAUGAGAUUUUAGAUCUGUAUGAUGUUCUUUAUUUUGUCUUUUAUUCAUAAAUUAAGUUUUAAAAAAAGAGAAGGAAAACUUAAUGAAAAUAGUCCCAAUCAUCCAAAAAUUUUUUUGAAUUCCUAGUUUUCAGAUUUCCUUUAAAUUUAUCCAUAACUUAGCUUCAUCUGCUGUAGCUGUAAUUUUGCAAUGGUGGUUAUUCUUUUGGAUAUUUAUCAAAACUGAUUUUAAACUGGUGCUUAUUAGUUAUGACAGUGAUUCACAAUUCACCAGUGAGUCUUCACACAGUGAGUUGCUUAUCAAUGUUCAAUUUGUUGAGCGUCCUCCAUAGUAAAUAUAAGGGUGGAAUUGUUAUAAUUGAAUAUCUGGUGCUUUCCUUAUAGGUACUAAUUUGAAAAACUAUGUAUUAAAAUAUGUUAAAUUAUUCAUAAAGUUGAAUAAUUUCAAACUUAAUUUGAAUAAGCAAGCAAAUGUUAUAUUUUCUAUAAUUCAUUUGUAGUGCUAUUUUUGCAUGAAAGAGGUAUUGCAUAGGUUGUCUUUGUAAAAGUUAGCUCAGGUGCAAAGGAGGAAGGGACUCAAUUAACUUAAUAUGAGAAGAAAGGGCAGCUUAUUUUCUCUUAGUCAAAAUAAGUCUGAUAACCCCAUCUUCUUUGUUGGGACAUUAUUUUUACAAAGUUGAAAAUAUUGUAGAUUCUCUUGAUUUACUAAAUAUUGUAGUUAUGUAUUGUGAAAGGAAAACAGAGAAAACAGAUCCAACUCUUUAUAUUGAUGUUAUUCUCAAUCCUUUUGGUGUUUUAGUAAAUUCAAAAGUGUAAGUGUCAACAGAGAGAUGUUGUUAAGAUAUAUCAUUACCAGUUUUAUAUAUCUAAAUGUUUCAAUUUGUGCAUUACGAAGUAGCAUUGUGAAUUGCAAAAUACAAAAGCAUGUUAUAAUAAGUAUGAAUUGAAUGGUUGGAUAUCACCAGGAGCUAUACCCCAAAACACAAAUCCUAAGGUACAUUAUACCCACUGAAAUCCAGUGUACUCCAUUACUGGGGAUUGUGGUAUAACAUUAUAUUAGAUAAGGUGACUUUUACAGAGAUCAACCUGUCUUCUAAGCUAAGUGCAUUUUGCAGUCUAUUAGUGAGACUUAAAUAUUUAAAUUGUGAGUAAAAAAAUAUGAAAUACUCGAUGCUAUUACAAAAUUGAAUAAUUGUAAGAAAACUGAGACAGUCAUCUUUGUAGCUUCAUGUACAAACAGAUGAAAACUCUCAGCCUCGCCUUUUGAAAACACUCAGCAAAGUACAAUCUUGAUAAUAUAUAUUUCGGUGUUUUGUAAAAUUUGCAAAAUUAAGGUUAGCCAUGCACCCAAAUAUUAAUACUGAAUAUAUUGAUUUUGUCUCAUUUUAUGCUUUUUUGUUGUCACUGUCUUAUUUCAUAGCAGAGUCUAACUGGUCAACUUAGCAGUGCUAGCUGUAUAUGUGUAUAAUGAGCAGCUAUAUCCUAAUAAAUAUAAGCAUGAACAACAUGUAAGAGAGCUUUUCCAUUGCCUAGUGUGCAUUGCCGAAACAUACUAAUAUAUGAGCCAUAGAAUUGGAUAAGGUGCUUCACUUAUAGUCAUGAAAUACAGUAAAUGGUUGUUGGAUCCGAAGUCGUGUUUUUGAAUGAAGUUUUGUCUCGGUGAAAAUUAGUCCGAUAACACAGUCCCCUUUGUUUAAGUAUUACUUUUACAGACAACAAUGAAAAUAUUGUAGACUUUCUUGAUACACAAAAUAUUAUAGCAAUGCAAGAUUAUGAUUUCGGUAGAGUAAGAAUAUCCAUUGAUAAAUAUGUGCAACUUUUGUGUAAUAGUUAUUUUGUGGACACUUGUAUGAAAACCCUCAGAAGAUUUGAGAAAUUUUCCAAAUAGGAGUAUAUCAACUCUUUUUUUUUUCUUUUUUUUUUUUUUUUAAUUAUUGGGAAGCAGUUAAACCACAUUGAUAAUAUAGUACAUUGUAGCUAAUAUUGUACAAAGCAAGGUAUUUGUGGGAUGAGGAUAAAGCAAGGCAGGUCACUUUGCUUUCAAUUCAUCUAGGUGUUAUUAGGUAUAUUUAUGUAUGAUAAGUAGUGUUUUAAAUCAAUCUAUUUAUUCUGUAGUAUUGUAAUAUUGAGAAUUAUUGUGUUAUUUAUAUUCAUUCAGAACAUACGUGUACAUGUUUCGAUAAUUAUACAAUCUUGUGUUCUUGUAUAACCAUACAAAUUAUGAAAGAUAUUCAGUUCAGUUUAUAUUUUUCAGCACUUUGCAAUUUUUUCUAGGAACAGAGGUUUGCCUUGGGCCAUCAUAGCAAAUGUUAUGACGUAAAGUCAGCUCAUGAUUAGGGUUUUGUUUCAAUAUAAUCUCAACUUCUGUGGACAAAAAAGAAGUAAAAGUUGCUUGUCAGUUCAACUAGCUGCUACACUAUUGAUGAA